Messenger RNA from Brenthis ino (lesser marbled fritillary), 402 nucleotides. Lineage: Eukaryota; Metazoa; Arthropoda; Insecta; Lepidoptera; Nymphalidae. The record is from the annotation of a GenBank genome assembly.
AUGAAUAGGAAAAGGAACGUAAACUAUAUAAAACCUGAAGACCCACACUUCUUGAAAAUUCUUAAAAAAGAAGCGGGAUAUGACAACGUUAAUCAUAAAUUUGAUAAGCUUGAAAACUCUGAAGAAGAUUUUGUUGAUGAUGAAGACAGUGAACAACCUCAAGUAGUUGUUAUCAAAAAAGGAGAUCUUACUGCAGAAGAGGCAGAUGCUGAAAAGCAGAGGUUAAAAAAGGAAGAAUCUGAAACUAAAGCUGAUUUAAGCCAAAGAGUGGUAUUUAAAGUAAAUAAAAAGGCUGAAGUUAGUGACAAAAAGAAUAAAAAAAAAUUAUCUGAGAAAGACAACAAAAAACAACUUUUAUCAUUUACAGAUGAUAAUUCAGAUUUAGAAACUAAUUUUGCAACA